Molecule: messenger RNA, 2276 nt
Organism: Hibiscus syriacus
Lineage: Eukaryota; Viridiplantae; Streptophyta; Magnoliopsida; Malvales; Malvaceae
Exons: 6
Coding region: 743-2023 (426 amino acids)
Source: RefSeq, a predicted model, not a curated record
AAAAUUGCUUGACGUUCCCCAGAAAAGUUACCACUUUUAAACGAAUUUUACAAAUUUGGUUAGAAAAGUAAGUUAAUUUCCCACCAAAACAAAAUCUCCAUGUGAAGGCUAACCACUUUCUGCGUAGUAGGACUCCCUCUUCUCUCUUAUUCACUGUCAGAAUGCGUCAAGAGUUUAACAGCGGGGGAAAAUGAUAAGGAAUCUCCGAUCUCGGCGGCGGCCACGUUACGGCGCACAGGUAUGUGCAGUGCUCUCAGCUCUUCUCCUCUUAUUUUCAGUUUCUAUCCUCUACACCCGCCUUUCUCUCUCUUCCAAACCCGACAUGUAUCCCCGUCACUCAUACGUAGACGACAGCAACAAUGAUGCCGUUUUCCCCACUAUCCCUCUUCUCUCCGACUCCGAAGACGUUACCGCUGCCACCAUUACCUCCUCGACCGACGACAAAUUGACGAAUUGGACACCCUCGAAGAAAACGAAGUAACCGACGGCGACAACAGUAAUGAAAUCGAGCAAGAGGAGCUAGAAAUCACGACAAUUAAUCAAAAAGACAAUAUUUUUUCGUCUGGUCAUUUUGAUUUCGACCAUAUAAGUGGGAAUUAGAAGAGCUUUCAAUAAACGUUCGAUUCAAGAUUGGGAUUACGAUGGAGGGUUUUUGAACGAUGGUUUUGGGGGGGAUGAUGAUAAAAUUAAGGAAGCUUUUGGAUCCGAUGAUAUUCCAUUGGAUGAGGAAAUUAGGAGGAAAAUGACUGAAUUGGAAAGCAUUGAAGAUGCUUUGCUGGUGAAGAAAGUUACUGGGAGAAAAGUGAAUCCUUUGAGGGAGAAAUGGGGUGAUUGGUUUGAUAAAAAAAGUGAUUUUUUGAGAAGGGAUAGAAUGUUUAAAUCGAAUUUAGAGAUUUUGAAUCCAUUGAAUAAUCCUUUGCUGCAAGACCCUGAUGGGGUUGGUAUGACUGGCUUGACUAGAGGGGAUAAAAUGGUGCAGAAGUGGAUUUUGAGUGAGUUCAAGAAGGUCCCUUUUACUGUGAAGAAGCCAUUGGGGAUCUUCGAGAUGGGCUUGGAGGUUAAGAAAGACAGUGCAAGUAAGAAAAAUGAAAAUACGAGGAAUGUGUUAAGUGUAAGAGGAAGUAGUAGGGGUGGCAAGGAUGAUUCGAGCUCAAUUACAAAUGGGAAUGUGAGUAGAAUUAGAAAGAAUAAGGUCAAUAAUGCUGAUUUAGAGGCUCAUAAGAGUAACGCUGAGUUUACGGGUGGUAUAUAUGCUGAUGGGAAGAGAUGGGGUUACUAUCCUGGAUUGGACUCAAGGCUGUCUUUUACAAAUUUUGUGGAUGCAUUUUUUAAGAAAGGGAAGUGUGAUAUAAUAAUUUUUAUGAUAUGGAAUUCCCCUCCGUGGAUGUAUAGUGUUAGGCACCAAAGAGGGCUGGAGAGUCUGCUUGCUCAGCAUCCAGAUGCUUGUGUCCUUGUGUUCUCAGAAACAAUUGAGCUUGAUUUUUUCAAAGACAGUUUUGUGAAAAAUGGUUACAAAGUUGCCGUGGCUAUGCCAAACCUUGAUGAAUUGUUGAAAGAUACACCUACCCACGUAUUUGCAUCCGUGUGUUUUGAAUGGAGAAAGACAAAAUUUUAUGCUACUCAUUAUAGUGAGCUUGUUUUACUUGCUGCUCUUUACAAAUAUGGUGGCAUUUAUCUUGAUUCUGAUAUUAUAGUUCUGAAACCAUUAUUGGCACUCAAUAAUUCUGUGGGCCAGGAAGAUCAGGGAAGCUCUUUGAAUGGGGCGUUAAUGGCAUUUAGAAAGCAUAGUCCUUUUAUAAUGGAGUGUUUGAAGGAAUUUUAUUUGACGUAUGAUGAUACCCAAUUGAGAGGGAAUGGGGCUGAUCUUCUAUCGAGGGUUGCAAAAAGGUUUUUAAACAAAAAGAACGUCAUAUCCAUCAAACAGACAGACUUGAAUGUGCAACCUUCCUCUGUUUUCUUCCCUAUUAGUUCUCGGCAUAUUACAAGAUACUUCGUUGCCCCAACGACAGAAACUGAGAAAUAGCAGCAAGAUGCUUUAUUCAACAAGAUUCUGACCGAAUCUGUAGCAUUUCAUUUCUGGAACAGUGUGACAUCUUCCCUCAUUCCAGAGCCAGAGAGUGUCGUAGCCAGGAUUAUUAACCAUUCAUGUAUUCAUUGCUCCGAAUUGUUGUGAAUUUCACAUCUCUCUUCAGCCCUGCCCGAGAAUUAAUGAUGCAAUUCUUUUUUAACCCACGGUUGCAAAAUGCUUUAAUGAUAUUUCUGGAUUUUCGUUGUCA